AUGGCAGCUGCAAUACCACGUCAUCUUCUUGAAACUUUAGUUAAUUGCCCAUCGUGUUCACAACGUUACACAGAGCCGCGAGUUCUUCCAUCAUGUGGCCAUACGAUUUGUUCAAUUUGUCUUGAUAACGAAUGGAAAGAAAAAUACAAUCGUUUUUGUCCAGUAAAAACUUGUCAUAAAGAAAUAUGUUCAACGAUAGGCAAUUUAACCGAUUUACCAUUGAAUCAGACUGUUCUUGAUCUAAUAAAAUCAUGCAAUUUCAAUGUCGAAGCCAAUGGUAAAUGUCAAGUUUGCAAUCAAUCUCCAUCAUUUGUUAAAUGUUCACAUUGCUGUUUAUAUGUUUGCUUUGAAUGUGCCAAUCAACAUAGACGCGAAACAUUAACAAUAUUAACAAAUAAUAUCAAUACAUUAGAACAAGAAUAUUUGAAUAUGAAUGAUUAUAUUAAUCAUGCAAGAGAAAAAUUAACUGAAACUCGACAAAACUCUCUUGACACUAUACGAAAUCAUUAUACGCGUUUAAUUGAAGAACUGCGUCAUGCACAAGUAACAAAUGAAGAACUUGUUGAACGGCAAGCUGUAACGUGGAAUAAUGAGUUAGAAUUAGUUAUUAAUGAAUAUAAACGACGUUGUGAGGAUAUUUCUACAACAAUACAAGAAUUGCGAACAACAAUAACAGAUUGGUCGACGAUUGAACAAUUUAAACAAUUACAAAUGAAACUCAAUCAUUUAGAAGAAGAUAUUCGAGAAGCAAAUGAAAUCUUUCAUGAACGUUUACCGGAUAUGAAAAUAUUUGAAGUUGAUCAUGAUGAUAUUCAAAAGAAGAAAAAGAAGAUCAAUCAAAUCGAUUCACCAUCUCAAACGGAUGAAUUAAUUUUAGGUAAUGGCAAAAAUCAUUUAUCAAUUUUGUCAGGUUCAAUACGAAUUCAGCAUCUUGACGACUCAACCAGUUCAGCGUCGUCUUCAUCCAAUAAUGAACCAGUUCAACCUUUAACAUCUAACCAUGGUCGAAUAUUAAAAAAGAAACCAACUAUUAUAGGAAAUCAUUAUAAAUCUUUGAAUACACUUGCUAAUCAUCAUCACCAUUCAACAAAUACAUCUGACAAUCGUACUCAUCCUAAUGAUGUACUCGAACAACAACAACAACCAUUAUUAUCAUCACCAAGAACUACUAUCAAUCAUCGUUCUCAUCCACCUGUUUCGAAUCAUUCACUGUCAAAAACAAUUUCGAAUUCUAUUGCUGAUCUUUCUUUAUCGACGAAUAAUAAUUCAAAAACAUGUUCAACGCCCGUUCGUGUAUCAACAUUUCAGUCAAAAUUAGAUUAUUGUAAUAAUGAAUGUUAUAAAAAAAUUCCUCUAUCACAAAAUUAUGAUUGGGGAAUGUUAGCUAUAACAAAUACCGAUUUAAUCUUAAUGUACAAUAAAGAUAAAAACUCAUUAGUAAUAUUUGAUUCUAAUGGACACGAGAAUGAAAGAAUUCAAUGGUCUGAUGGUGAAAUAAAAGAUUUAUGUAUUUAUCACGAUGACAGUAUAAUCAUCAUAGGCGAACAUAAACAAGCAUCAUCGAAACCACUUGAAUGUAAAUUGUAUCUAUGCAAUUUAACACGCAAACAGCUUGAACGCGAACGUGUUGUUGAACGUGGUCUUAAUUCUCAGCGUGUAACAUCUGAUGAAAAAUUGAUUUUUUAUGGUUCAGAAAAAGGUUGUAAUAAAUCAAAAGUAUCUGUAUUUGAUCAUGAUUUACAAGUACAGUUAACUUUUGAAUGUGGCGUUGAAAUACGAAGUUUAGUUGUCGAUGCACAAUAUUGCUUCAUAUUAGGAAAACGACGUGAACGUGAGCCAGGAAGAUAUUUUGUUGAAAAACGUCAAAAACAUGGUCAACUUGUUCGUCGCAUUGAUUUGUACAAGUUAAAUGUUGAUAAUGUCAAUCGAUUGAUUAUUGAUCCAAUCAGUGGUGGUGUUAUUGUAACCGACGGAGGCAACAAGAAGAUUUGGGCAAUUGGAUCGGAUGGCGAAAAGAAAUCUGUACAAUAUCGGCCAUGGCCAUGGAGCGUUGGAUUUUUAACUACAGAUACAUUAGUUAUUCUACAUGCUGGCUGCUUAACUUUUCAUAUCGUUAAUCAUAACAAACAAAUCAAUAAUGGAACUAAAAUUCGAAAUAUUAUUACGAACGCUGAAAAAGUUUGA
This is a messenger RNA of Rotaria socialis, 2184 nucleotides long. NCBI's taxonomy places the organism in Eukaryota, Metazoa, Rotifera, Eurotatoria, Philodinida, Philodinidae. The record is from the annotation of a GenBank genome assembly.